Chlamydomonas reinhardtii is the source of this 1312-nucleotide messenger RNA. RefSeq lists its product as uncharacterized. Lineage: Eukaryota; Viridiplantae; Chlorophyta; Chlorophyceae; Chlamydomonadales; Chlamydomonadaceae. Bases 483 to 1250 code for a protein of 255 amino acids. The transcript has a single exon. The record is from RefSeq and is a predicted model, not a curated record.
AUCAUUGCAUUAUUGGCAGAAUCGAGGCCGCCAUGCCAGUUUCGCCCGCCAGCGAGGUCAGCGCUCUCAGCCUCAAUGGCAGAGCGUUCCUGGCACCACAGGCUUGGACAUCGCAUGAUUCAGUGCUAGUAAUUAUGGAUGGAUAAUUUGCAGCGGCGUGUGCGUUGAACAAAGCGAGCUGGGAGCGCCAAGCUUCCCGCUUUUCGUUGCCCGGUUCAAGGUUGGAAGUCCUGGUCAACGAUAGGGCUAACUGACAGCCGGUGGUUGGCACAGGUGAGCCGCGACGAGAGUUUGACCAGUCUGAGGCAAUUCCGCUGACCAGUACGGGGCUCAGACUGGCCAGUCGCCGCGCGCCAUCGCGAUAAAUAGCGGUCGUCUUUCACAGGUCAAACAACACUUCAGCAGUGUAUACGCCUCCUACCAGCACUUAUUCUCCUCCUGCAAGCGUCUUAAGUCCUGUGCCUCGCACUACUUCUGCGACCAUGGCCCUUACAAUUGCUCGCGUCGCUGUGGGCGCCUUCGCGCUGCCCUGUUUCCUCAUCUUCUGCAUCUUGAUGAUUGUGCCCACUGCCCUGAUGGUCGGCGCGUGGUCCGCCCUGGCGAUGCUGCUCAAGGCCAUGCCGGCCUCGAAGUCGGUGCCGACCCUGGGCCGCCAGGACAUGCGCAUUAGCGAUAUGGGCGCGGAGCAUGUCAGCGAGUCGGCUGAGGCGAUGCCCGGCAAGAGUCACUCCGCCCUCGCCGAGCCCGUGCCGGCAACCGCGGUGCCCACCACCGAGACCUUCGACCCCGCCCCCACCUCCGACUGCCCCACCUCCGACUCCUCGUCUACCUCCUCCCUCGCCACAGCCCUGGUGCCCUUCACGCCCCUCACCUCCCUCGACCGCCAAGCCUGCUCCCUCGCCAUGUCCGUCACGGACGAGGACACGAAGGAGACCACCACGUACGUGGGCACCCUCGGCCUCGACCUCAUCGAGCAGGCCGCCGAGUGCAUUGCCCUGUGCGACGACGAGACUGUGAUCGCCUCGCACUGGCACCAGCAGAUUGAGAUUGGCAAUGACCUGCGCAAGCAGUUUGCCGCUGCGGGCGGCAUGGAGAUAUGCGCCAAGAUCACCGAGUGUGUGAAAGGCUGGACUGCGCUGGCUAACGCCGCCGAGAUCAGGAGCCAGUUCUACAGCCUGCGGGCCACGGGCUUCAUAAUUGCGGCGGCCGGGGGUGCCACGCAGUCGGUGCUGCGGCUGCGGCCCUGCUGAAUGGACGACACGCAAAAGUGACACGAGCGUGUGCGCACGUGUGGGCCUCCCAUUCAAUCAAA